AUGAAGUCUUCAAUUUUAGGAGCAGUAUUUUUUGCUGUCUUCCUAUUGCAGACAGUAUUGUCCGAAAACCGUACCAACAUUGAUGUUAAAGGCUAUUAUAUGUUAAAUAUAACUUCUAUGGGGGCAAAUUACGAUUGUGAUUUUUAUGCUAAUAUGACAGUUCAUGAACAUUCAACGUUUAUAUUUAACAGUUAUAAUUUUCAUCUGUAUGGUGGAAGUACCUUUAUAAAUAAAGGUAUUUUUUACUCUCAAAAUUUAGGAGCUUAUCCCUGGUAUGAUCCAACUCAUAAUUCCGGUCUGAGUUUUAAACUUAAUGAAGGACAAACAACAGGGGGAAUCCACAAUACUGGCUUUUUUAUGUAUAAUGAUAAUACUACUAACUGUGGUCCACCUACUUAUACCAUACAUGGUAAUUUCUUCAUUAAUGAAGGAACUUUUAUUUUGGCAGGUUGUCAAGCCUGUGAUGGUUCUACAAAUAUCAUUAAACCAUACGGAACUAAUGCAAUUUUUCACAAUACAGGUGUCCUUGCAUAUAUGCAAUAUUUUAUGACUGUCGGUGAUGCACCAAGUACAUAUUGGGGUUCUGAUUCAGCUUGUACUACUUCCGGCGUGGCUACUGUUAUCAACAAUGGAUCUCUUUGUUUGUUUAAUAACAACCCUGUAUAUCAAGGUUCCCAAUAUGCUGGAAAUGGAUGUAUUGAUAUUGGUAAUCAAAGUACAUUUUUUUUGAGGUGUGCUCAGUUGUUUGGCCUUGAUGGUAAUUUACAAACAUUUUACCUUAGCACAAAUACUUCAGUGUUAUAUUUUGAUAAUAUUGGAGUAUCCAAUGCCCCCGCAACUCCAUAUCUUGUAAGUGGUUGGGGGAAUAAUAAUCAGAUUACUAUUCACAUCUCAGAUCCAGUUUGGAAUUACGAUGGUAAAACUUUAAGUAUUACAGCAGCAUCUGUUACAUAUCAGUUUAUAAUUGGUCCUGGAUAUGACCCAUCUUUGAUAAGUUGGAGUCAAGGUCCAUCCGGUAAUAAUCUAAGGGUAGGAGGUGCUCGUUUCGUAUACAAUGCCCCACCCCCAGAUAGUUCAAGACCAAGUGUGUGUUUACCAUGUCCAACCGUCAUACCUAAAUUAUAUGAUAUAUUACAAGAUCAACCUGAUUAUACGACAACUUUCACAACUACAAAAUCAGAUGGCUCGGUAGAAACUGACUCUGGAGUAAUCCACGUCACAAACACCGACGGAACUAUCACUACCACUACUUCCUUAUUCCCAAAUGAAUAUACUACUACAUUCACCACCACUGAAUCUGAUGGGUUUGUUGCUACUGAUUCCGGGAUAGUAUUUACAACUACUGAUAAAGACGGUAAUCACAUCACCACAACAUCUUUAUUUCCAACUUCAAGUGAUCCAUUCACCCGCUACACCACUACAUUCAUCACUACAGCAACUGACGGAUUUGUGGCAACUGAUUCUGGUAUAGUUAUUGUUACCUACAAUACCGAUGGAUUUGUUGCUACUGAUUCUGGUAUAGUUGUUGUUACUUACAAUACCAACGGAGAAGUUACUACAAAGACAUCCCUAUUCCCUACUGCAAGUAAUCCAUUCACUUCCUAUACUACUACUUUCACCACUACCGAGACCGAUGGAUUUGUCGCUACUGAUUCUGGUGUAGUUGUUGUUACUUACAAUACCGACGUUAUUGUUACUUACAAUUCGGAUGAAGAAGUAACCACAAGGACUUCUUUAUUCCCAACCCAAAGCGAUGUGUUCACUUCAUUCACAACCACCUUCACCACCACUGCGUCCGAUGGAUUUGUUGCUACUGAUUCCGGUAUUGUCAUUGUGACCUCUGCCAGUGAUGGAUCAUGGACCACUGAAACCUCGUUGUUCCCAACACCCAGUGAUCCAUUCACAUCUUAUACAACUACAUUUACCACUACUGCUUCUGAUGGAUUUGUUGCUACUGAUUCUGGUAUAGUUAUUGUUACUUACAAUUCGGAUGAAGAAGUAACCACAAGGACUUCUUUAUUCCCAACCCAAAGCGAUGUGUUCACUUCAUUCACAACCACCUUCACCACCACUGCGUCCGAUGGAUUUGUCGCUACUGAUUCCGGUAUUGUCAUUGUGACCUCUGCCAGUGAUGGAUCAUGGACCACUGAAACCUCGUUGUUCCCAACACCCAGUGAUCCAUUCACAUCUUAUACAACUACAUUUACCACUACUGCUUCUGAUGGAUUUGUUGCUACUGAUUCUGAGUAUGUAGCAUUGGAUGAAGAUGUUGUGAGCUUACAAGAAUUGGAUGGACCAACAUUUGAGAUGACAGGAGGUUAUAUCACUAUUAAUGGCUUAUACCUUGAAGCAGAUGAAACCAAUGGUGUAUACUUAGGUGAUACUUCUUUCGACGGAUGGCUGAUAGUUGGUGAUCCUAUUUUAUCAUUAGAAGGAUUUGGAACGGAAUUCUAUAUUUGCCCGGAGGAGGAAGUUCCUUUACAGCUUAGUCUGAUCGAUUGUAAUUGUUUUGUAGGAGAGUUGCAUGUUCUUGAAGAUAAACCUACCACUAUCACAGAUGGUGCAACUAUAGCUUAUGUGGCCAGUGUUUGCAAUUCUGAAGCUAGUUCUAGUUCAGUUGCAACAGAAUUUACAUCUGAGAUUGCUCCUACUGCUACUGGAUCUACAAUAACUACAACAUAUACAUCCAAUGAAGUUAUUACAAUCACUGAUUGUCCAGAAACUGUUACAGAUUGUCCUUUGAAUUCAAUCAAAACUACUACAAUUAUUCAUACAAUCACGACCACAUAUUGCCCUGAAUCCGGAGACACUACCGCAGAAUUUACAUCUGAGAUUGCUCCUACUGCUACUGGAUCUACAAUAACUACAACAUAUACAUCCAAUGAAGUUAUUACAAUCACUGAUUGUCCAGAAACUGUUACAGAUUGUCCUUUGAAUUCAAUCAAAACUACUACAAUUAUUCAUACAAUCACAACCACAUAUUGCCCCGAAUCUGGAGCUCCGUCUAGAGAACAUACUUCGUCGACAACACCUACCGUUAAUACUAACAGCGUUGGUGAAGUGAGUACGAUAAGUGGCUACAAUUUAUCAGGUGAAUUCACAUCUACAGUGGCAGCAGGAAAUGUCGAGUCGAAUAUUGCAAGCAAUGCUCAAGCAAGCAUUUAUUCUAUCAUAGUCAGCAAUGCAAACACCGAGUCGACUGUUUCAAACAAUCCACACACAGACUCUAAGUCAUCCGUUUCUAAUAACGCUCAAACAAGCACUGACAUUACUCCAUUGAGAUACAGUUCAAGUAUUGAAACUACAGCUUCCUCUUCUCGUUUGACUCCAGUAAGCCCUGCUCCUAGCGUCUCAAUUGAUGAAAGUGGAGCAAUGAUAAACAAAUGGAAGGUUGUUACUUCACUCCUUGCUUUAUCAGUUCUCCUUAUUUUCGUUUAGAUUAUUUCAUGAAGUUUAAUAUUUUUGUUCAUGAUUACAUUAUCAUUAUUUUUCCCUAUUCUUCCCUAUUUUUAAAUUCAAGUUUGGAUUAUUCUUAUCUAUCUAUUAAAUUCAAGUACGAAUUGGAUGGUUUUUAAAGUUUCUUUUACCCCCAUUUAUAUUUUUCGGUCUAUAAAAUAUUUUAAUUUUCUGUACUACAAUAUAUUUUUAAUUUUCUG
This is a messenger RNA of Scheffersomyces amazonensis, 3656 nucleotides long. RefSeq lists its product as uncharacterized. Lineage: Eukaryota; Fungi; Ascomycota; Pichiomycetes; Serinales; Debaryomycetaceae. The record is from RefSeq and is a predicted model, not a curated record. Bases 1 to 3438 code for a protein of 1145 amino acids. The transcript is spliced from 4 exons.